GGGGCGGGGCCGCGGCGGCACCGGGACCCACCGGACGGGAGGGGACAGGGCCCGGCCCCGGGGACGGAGCCCACCGGGGUUCGGCCGUGCCCGGUGAGGCCUCGCCCGGAGCGGCACCGGCACCGGGAGCGGCACCGGGAGCGGCACCGGGAGUUGUACGGGGAUCAGCACCGGGAGCAGCACCUGGAGCAGCCGCCGCGUCCCCCCGGGACCCUCCCGGUGCCAUGAAGGAGGACCGGGAGCGCCCCGCCGCCCUGGGGUACGGCGUCACCAAACCCGACAUCCUGGCCGAGGUGGAGCGAGGGGAGACGGAGGCGGCGACGGCGGGGCACUACGGGCAGCACCGGAGCCCCCGGCCACGUACGGCGCCCACCGGCCCCCCCCAGGGUGAGCGGGUCCCGGGAGGGACCGGGGGACGGGGGAUCCCGCCAAACCGGAGGGCUUGGUCCCGCGGGACCCCUGGUGAGGGGCCGGCUCCCCAACACGCUCCUGUCUCCGCAGGGACGGAGGUGAAGAGCGAGGAGGGGGUGUCCCCGCCACCCGCGUCCCCCCCGUCCCACCGCACCGGCCCCGGCUGCAGCUUUUGUGGUGUCCCGGAGCCCAGACUGAACCCCGGUGCCAGUAACGGGGGGUUCCUGGCCCCGCCACCCCCCCUGGAGACCCGGUGCCGCCGCUCGGCCGAGCCACCGCUCGAGUGCACCGAGUGCGGCCGCGGCUUCUACGGGCACAAACCGGACCUGGUGCGGCACCGGCAGGCGCACGGCGGGGACGGCGGCUACGCCUGUGGCCGCUGUGGCAGGGGCUUCGCCGAGCCCGUGGGGCUGGGGGGGGCGAGCAGCCCCUGCCGCGCCCCUCCCGGCACUGGCCGCUCCCCGGGGACGGCGGAAGGGGGAGCGGCGGCGGCCCCCCCCCCAAAGGAGCGGAAGGAGCUGUCGCUGCCGGAGAAGGUGCGGGUGCUGGAGAUGCUGGAGGGCCCCAAGGUGUCUCAGAGCGAACUGGCCAAGCGCUUCGGGGUGUCGCAGCCCCAGAUCUGUCGCAUCAUCAAGAACAAGGAGCGGAUCCUGAGCGAGUGGCACCGCAGCGGCCAGCCCGAGCACAAACGCAAGCGGGAAGGGAAGGAGGACGCGGCCCUCGAGGCCGCCCUGCUGCGCUGGGUGGAGGGCGCCCGCACCACCGACCUGCCCGGCACCGGCUCCCUCCUCCAGCUCAAAGCCAAACACCUCGCCCAGGCCCAGGCCCUGGGCCAACCCGACCCCCCGCCCGGCGGCGGCUGGUUGGCACGUUUCGGGGCUCGGCAGGGCAAGAAGCCGCCGGCAGAGAAAGGGGACGCAGAGCAGCCCACGGCCGAGUGCUGGGCUGGCGCGGUGCUGCCCGGCCUCCUCCGCAGCUACGCGCCCUCCGAGAUCUACGUCUGCGGGGAGACGGGGGUCCCGCUCCCCACCGGCUCCCCCGGGAAGGGGGAGAGUGCCGGCGACCGGCUGGCACUGCUGCUCUGCGCCAACGCCGACGGCUCGGAGAAGGUCCCGCUGCGGGCGGUGGGGGAGAGCCCCCGGCCACGUUGCCUUCGGGGCGUCAACCUGGGGCAGAUGCCCUGGAGCUACCGCGGCGGCGGCGGCGUGGCCGGGGUGACGGCCCCCCUCUUCGCCGAGUGGCUACGGGAGUUCAACGAGGGGAUGCAGCGACGGGGGAAGAGCGUCCUCCUCCUCCUCGCCAAGGAGGAGGCGCGCCCCUACCUCCAGCUCUCCAACGUCAGGAUGGUCUUCGUCCCGCCGGCCAUCACCUUGGAUGGCGGCAUCGCCAACGACCUCAAGGGCCACUACCGGCGCCGGUGCCUGCGGUGGCCGCCGGCGGAGCGCGGCGCGGGGCAGCCCACCCUCCUGGAUGCCCUGCACACGCUGGCACAAGCCUGGGGCGACGUGCGCCCGGGGCUCAUCGCCAGCUGCUUCCGUGCCGCCGGCUUCAGCCCCGAUGCCGGCCCCGAGGCCCCGACCCUCACCCCGGCGUCCGGCCCGCUCGGCCAGGAGGAGCUGGGACGUGACGGGGAGCCGGCAGAUGGGGACGAGGGGACAUCGGAGGGCGAGGAGGCGGGAGAGCCGGUGCAGCCCUGCCCCACGGAACGGGAGGUUUGGGGGAGCCUGGCCACGCUGCGGCGGUACCUGGAGUGCCGGGCCACCUCACCGGACCUCUUCCAAGCCUUCUACGAGCUGGAGGACGCCGUGCACAUGGUGGCGGCCAUCACUGGGCCAGCCCUGAUGGGGGACACCCCUCUCCAGCAGUGAGCAGAGGGGUCAGACCUGUGCUGGUGACUGGAGCUCAUCGGGGCCGUCACUGGACUGGCCUGGCCACCGUCCCCCGGCGGUGGUGGCAGUGCGGGCUGAGUUGUGCCGUGGGGUUUGCCGUGGGUCUGCGUGGUGCGGGGGCAAAGUGGGGAGCACCGUGCCCUGGGGGCUGCGGAGCCACCACCGCUUGAGGUGUCCCCCCUCGGGGCAGUGCCAGGGGCUGGUGACACGGAGCCGCUGCCAAAACCUUCUCCCUGGGGGGUGGCAUCUGGAGCCCCCGGGAGCCACCGUGGAGGGGAUUCGCCCUGA
Calidris pugnax (ruff) is the source of this 2588-nucleotide messenger RNA. Its product is annotated as tigger transposable element-derived protein 3-like. Gene Ontology annotation, molecular function: DNA binding. Lineage: Eukaryota; Metazoa; Chordata; Aves; Charadriiformes; Scolopacidae. Gene Ontology annotation, cellular component: nucleus. The coding region runs from base 225 to 2279 and encodes 684 amino acids. The record is from RefSeq and is a predicted model, not a curated record. The transcript is spliced from 3 exons.